GUACUGGUAGCGGGAACGCCAAACGUCUUUCAGAUCUGCGAGAAUGACUAAGCAUAUUUAUCGAGAAAACGCAAAAGACAGAGGGAUUCGGGCAUUUUCGAGGCUGUUUUGUUCUCGGCCCUGAAAAAUUAUCAAGUUGAAAGUUGUCAUGGAUGGAAAGAGAUCGAUUAAGAUGGAUCCGCUGUCGCCUGGCCCAUGUCUAGACAUUAGUGACGAUGAGCUUGUUUCAAUAUCAGUACGGGAUUUAAACAGACAGUUGAAAUUACGUGGAUUGUCCAGAGAAGAAAUUGUACGUAUGAAACAGCGAAGACGCACGCUGAAGAACAGAGGCUAUGCAGCCAGUUGUCGCAUAAAACGUAUUGAGCAAAAGGAUGAAUUGGAGUCUGAAAAGACUCAAGAGUAUCGUGAUAUGGAAACUAUGCAGGAGGACAACAAUCGUAUGAGGGAAGAGAUAGAUUCCUGGCAUUCAAAGUACCAAGCACUCAAAAAGUUUGCUCAAGAAAAAAAAAUUAUUAUUCCACCAGAUUUGGAAAAUAUGUUUAGAAAAACAAUAUUUUAUGGAACACACACAUAUAAUACUGGAAGAGGAAUUGCGCCUAUGCUGACCCCGUAUACCAUGGUGGAAGAGAUUAACCACGGUGGAAAUAUACAGAUGUAGCAUUGCGCAUCCUGGUGUGGGGAACUGCGUCCACCACUCUCUCUCCUAGCGCAUGUAGUGGUAGCAAGCUUGGGGAUAUUUUAGCGCGCUAGCCGCCUGCUGGUGGCAGUUUUGUAACCAGAAAAAUAGUUAGAUCGACUCGGGCAGUCGACACGAGCAGU
Mycetomoellerius zeteki is the source of this 819-nucleotide messenger RNA. It is a transcript of the gene maf-S, whose product is annotated as MAF bZIP transcription factor K. The record is from RefSeq and is a predicted model, not a curated record. The transcript is spliced from 3 exons. Gene Ontology annotation, molecular function: RNA polymerase II cis-regulatory region sequence-specific DNA binding; DNA-binding transcription factor activity, RNA polymerase II-specific. Gene Ontology annotation, biological process: regulation of transcription by RNA polymerase II. Gene Ontology annotation, cellular component: nucleus. Bases 149 to 658 code for a protein of 169 amino acids. Lineage: Eukaryota; Metazoa; Arthropoda; Insecta; Hymenoptera; Formicidae.